AUGUUCCGGGGUCUGAGCACUUGGUUUGGCCUGGAGCAGCCGGCGGACGACGCCCCGUCCGAGAAAGACAAGGAGCCCGAGGAAGACGCUCCGCCGGAGCCGAGCGCCGAAGUGGUGGCGGAGUCCGCGGAGGAGGAGCCGCAGAAAGCUGAGGACCAGCUCGACCUGGACAAAGGCCUCGGCAACUAUCUGUUUAACUUUGCAACUGUAGCUACAAAAAAGAUAACUGAAUCGGUGGCCAAAACAGCACAAACAAUAAAGAAAUCAGUAGAAGAAGGGAAAAUAGAUGGCAUCAUUGAUAAGACCAUUAUAGGAGAUUUCCAAAAGGAACAGGAGAAAUUUGUUCAGGAGCAACAUACAAAAAAGUCAGAAGCAGCAGUGCCUCCAUGGGUUGACAGUAAUGACGAAGAAACCAUCCAACAACAAAUCUUGGCCUUAUCAGCUGACAAGAGGAAUUUCCUGCGGGACCCUCCAGCUGGCGUGCAGUUCAAUUUUGAUUUCGAUCAGAUGUACCCAGUCGCCCUGAUCAUGCUUCAAGAAGACGAGCUGCUGAGCAAGAUGAGAUUCGCCCUGGUUCCAAAACUUGUUAAAGAAGAAGUGUUUUGGAGGAACUACUUCUACCGCGUUUCUCUGAUCAAGCAGUCGGCCCAGCUGACUGCCCUGGCCGCCCAGCAGCAGGCCGCUGGAAAGGAGGACAGGGCCAAUAGCAGGGACGGCGACUUGCCACUGCCAGAGGCAGUACGGCCCAAAACACCACCUAUCGUAAUCAAAUCUCAGCUUAAAACUCAAGAGGAUGAGGAGGAGAUUUCCACAAGCCCAGGCGUUUCUGAGUUUGUCAGCGAUGCAUUCGAGACCUGUAACUUAAACCAGGAGGAUCUGCGGAAAGAAAUGGAGCAACUCGUGCUGGACAAAAAGGAAGAGGAGGCAGCGGUUCUGGAAGAUGAAUCUGCAGAUUGGGAGAAAGAGUUGCAACAGGAACUUCAAGAAUAUGAGGUGGUGACUGAAUCAGAGAAACGAGAUGACAACUGGGAUAAAGAAAUAGAGAAAAUGCUUCAAGAAGAUUAAUUAGCUGAUUUCAGCAAUCCACCAGUAAUCUGUAGCAUUCUUCAAACUGACAUUAAAUUCUAGAU
Messenger RNA from Elephantulus edwardii (Cape elephant shrew), 1130 nucleotides. RefSeq names its product synapse associated protein 1 (gene SYAP1). The transcript is spliced from 9 exons. The record is from RefSeq and is a predicted model, not a curated record. Gene Ontology annotation, cellular component: synapse; cytoplasm. Bases 1 to 1065 code for a protein of 354 amino acids. Lineage: Eukaryota; Metazoa; Chordata; Mammalia; Macroscelidea; Macroscelididae.